Molecule: messenger RNA, 1668 nt
Organism: Lotus japonicus
Lineage: Eukaryota; Viridiplantae; Streptophyta; Magnoliopsida; Fabales; Fabaceae
Product: geraniol 8-hydroxylase-like
Exons: 2
Coding region: 15-1523 (502 amino acids)
Molecular function (GO): heme binding; oxidoreductase activity, acting on paired donors, with incorporation or reduction of molecular oxygen; monooxygenase activity
Source: RefSeq, a predicted model, not a curated record
GAUAAUAAGCAACCAUGGAUAUGCAACUGCUAACCUUGUUGUGUGCAAGCAUUCUCACUUUCUUCAUUCUUAGAUUUUUAUACAACCAAACCCAAAAUCCUACCAAAAUUCCACCAGGCCCUCGCCCCUAUCCUAUCAUAGGAAACAUCUUAGAGCUUGGUAAGAAUCCACAUAUAGCACUCUCCAAACUCUCCAAAAUUUAUGGACCCAUCAUGACAUUGAAACUGGGUACCAUAACAACCAUAGUCAUCACUUCUCCAAAAUUAGCCAAACAAGUGUUGCAAGAGAAUAGCCAAAUCUUUUCUAGUAGAACAGUCCCUCAUUCAGCUCAAGUAUAUGACAAUCACAAAUUCUCAGUUGGGUGGCUUCCCCCAUCAGCUAAGUGGAGGAAUCUUAGAAAAGUUCUCGCUACAAAAGUAUUCUCCCCAGCAAUGCUUGACUCCACAAAAUUCCUUCGCCAAAAAAAAAUGAAGGAGUUGUUGGAUUUUUUAAAGGAGAAAAGCAUGAAAGGUGAGGCUCUAGAUCUUGGUGAGGCUGUUUUCUCAACUGUACUCAAUUCAAUUUCAAACACUUUCUUCUCGAUGGAUUUUUCUCACUCUACAUCUGAUGAAAAGGCUCGAGAUUUUAAGACCACUUUUUGGGGUGUCAUGAAAGAUGCUGGAAAGCCAAACAUUGCAGAUUAUUUUCCUAUUCUUCGUGGAAUUGACCCACAAGGUAUUUAUGCAAGGAUGGGCAGUUAUUUCGUGAAGUUAACAAGUAUUAUUGAUGGAAUUAUUGAAGAAAGAAUGUGUUCAAGAGCUUCAAAAGCUGAUUCCAAGGUUUCCAAUGAUAUACUAGAUUCACUUCUUAGUGAAAUUGAAGAAACAAAUUCUCAGCUAACCCGCAAAGAGAUAAUGCAUCUAUUUCUGAGUUUACUUGUUGCCGGGAUUGAUACAACAUCAAGCACUGUUGAAUGGGCGAUGGCAGAGCUACUACGUAACCCUGAUAAAUUAGCAAAAGCAAAAGAAGAGUUGUAUGAAGUAAUUGGCAAAGAUGCAACACUUGAAGAAUCACACAUCUCUAAGUUGCCUUACUUACAAGCAGUGGUGAAGGAAACUCUUCGCUUGCACCCACAAGCUCCAUUACUAUUACCCCGCAAGUGUGAUGAAGCGGUAAACAUAGCUGGCUUUCACGUGCCAAAAGAUGCUCAAGUAUGGGUCAAUGUCUGGGCCAUAGGGCGAGAUCCUACCAUUUGGAAAAAUCCAAAUAUGUUCGAGCCUGAAAGAUUUUUGGAGUGUGAGAUUAAUUUCAAGGGUAAUAAUUUUGAGCUAAUACCAUUUGGGGCAGGUAAAAGGAUAUGUCCUGGAUUGCCAUUAGCUCAGAGGUCAGUGCAAUUCAUAGUGGCCUCCCUUCUGCACAACUUUGAAUGGAAGCUAGCUGAUGGACUAACACCAGAAGGCAUGAAUAUGAUGGAGCAGUUCGGGUUAACCUUAACGAAGGUUGAACCUCUUCGUGUGCAAGCUAUUCCAGUGAAGCUCGGUUAAUUAUAUAUCAGAGCAAUGGUCCUGAGUUUAUGUUGAUUUAUAUACUUCUAUGGGUCGUGUAACUGACAUGUGUAAUUUGACAUUGAAUAUGUGAAACACUUGCAUGUGUCAUUUCUAAUAAAUAAUAAAGAAUGAGUUAUUUUCA